Trichoplusia ni (cabbage looper) is the source of this 1670-nucleotide messenger RNA. RefSeq names its product dorsal root ganglia homeobox protein-like (gene Drgx). The record is from RefSeq and is a predicted model, not a curated record. Gene Ontology annotation, biological process: regulation of transcription by RNA polymerase II. NCBI's taxonomy places the organism in Eukaryota, Metazoa, Arthropoda, Insecta, Lepidoptera, Noctuidae. Bases 490 to 1575 code for a protein of 361 amino acids. Gene Ontology annotation, molecular function: DNA-binding transcription factor activity, RNA polymerase II-specific; RNA polymerase II transcription regulatory region sequence-specific DNA binding. The transcript is spliced from 9 exons.
UUGAGACUAGAUGGCGUUGAGAUGAGAAGGUAAGAUCUUCUCUCAUCUCAUCAUGUGUCAAAGAUCUACUUAUAGUUUUAAUUAUGCUUAUAGUGUUUUUAUUGUCAAACACAUUUCUCGACUUCAACAAUUGGGCAUUAGGUUAGUAAAUUAUUCUUUUUUGUCCAAAUUGUCCUGUAUUUUGGCGCAGUGUGCUGACGUCAGUGCAUCGAAAGCGCCCGCGCAUCGUUUAGCCGCCUCAUGGCUCCAUUAAUGUCAUUUAUACCGACGUCUCGUCCACACGUGGGUACUAGUUAUAUUGCAAUUGGAUUUCAUUGCCAUUUUCCUCUUGCAAAUAAAGUUAUGUCAGUGCGCGGAUUUUUUUUUUCAUAAAUAAAGAUUUUUUUUAAUAUUUAAAGUUACUUUUUAAAUAUGUUUUUAUUUGUUUUAAUUUUAAUAUGUGAAGUGUUCGAUUAUUGUCAUUAAAAAUUUAGUUGUGGGUCACGAAUAAUGAUUUUUCAUACAAAGCUGGCGAGCGGUGGCGGUGGCGGGCGCGGGCUGUUCUGCUACCACUGCCCGCCGAGCCUGCCGCCGCACCAGCACCGGCUGCCGACCCUCGAGUAUCCCUUCACAGCCUCACAUCCUUAUACAAGCUACUCGUACCACCCGGCGAUACACGAUGACACGUUCGUGCGUCGGAAGCAGAGACGAAACCGCACCACCUUCACACUACAACAGUUGGAGGAGCUGGAGACGGCGUUUGCGCAGACGCACUACCCCGACGUGUUCACAAGAGAGGACCUCGCGCUUAAGAUCAACCUCACCGAGGCUAGGGUGCAGGUGUGGUUCCAGAACCGAAGAGCGAAGUGGAGGAAGGCAGAACGCCUGAAAGAGGAACAACGGAAGAGGGAAGGGGAUGUGCUCACCAAACGGGAUCCCGCCGAUGAUAAGGGCUCAUCUGAAUGUGGUAUGUCUCGCGGUUCGGCGGAGGCCUCCCCGGUGUCCGGCGCGGCGGGCUCUCCUCGCGCCUCGUCCCCCGUCACGCCGGGCUCACCGCGCCGCUCACCACUGCGGUCGCCGAACCGAUCGCCCAACAGAUCGCCGAGACAUGAAAGGUCUGAAGCCAGCUGUCCGUCACCAGCGCCGUCGGUGGGCAGCGCCAGCUCGAGAGAUGCCGCCAUGGAGCAGCGCCCUCCUCACCAUAUCUUCUCACCCUUCGACCAUACGGGCGCGUUCCGCACCUCCCCUGGCGCGGGCGAGCCGCCACCAGCGCCGCCGCCGCCCCUGUUCCUGCCGCCACACUUGUCACAUCUCUCACAACACCUGAACCAUCUGUCGCAGCCCUUCUUCCCGCUAAAAGGUUGGGGUGCACCUUGCCCUUGUUGCCCUAAGGAGGAGGCUCGGUCCUCCAGCGUGGCAGAACUCCGGCGGAAGGCUCACGAGCACUCCGCCGCACUCCUGCACUCCCUCGCCAGCUUCCAGUCUCGCGCCCUCCUCCCCUUGCCGCUCCCGCUACCACUCCCCCCCCUACCGCUACUCCCACAUGAAUCCCAACAACCGGCGCCUGCGCAUGAAACGCAGAAACAUCACGAAUAAGUUGUAUAGAGUUGAGGAAUGUAUACAAUAUUGUUUCAUUCUAUAGUAUUGCCAUUGUAUGUAAUAAAUUGCAAUAUGAGGACUUGAGGAGUAUU